This is a messenger RNA of Coffea eugenioides, 1321 nucleotides long. Its product is annotated as epoxide hydrolase A-like. The record is from RefSeq and is a predicted model, not a curated record. The coding region runs from base 113 to 1078 and encodes 321 amino acids. Gene Ontology annotation, molecular function: hydrolase activity. The transcript has 3 exons. NCBI's taxonomy places the organism in Eukaryota, Viridiplantae, Streptophyta, Magnoliopsida, Gentianales, Rubiaceae.
CUCUUCCAUUUAUAAAGUGUUCAAGUCCAACCUUUUUUUCUGCACCUCCGACUCGGACUGAAAAUAAAAUACUGACCGAGCAACAGAAGAAUACUCAGUCACAAGCAAGAAGAUGGAUAAGAUUGAGCACAAGAAUGUGAAUGUGAGCGGCCUAAGCAUUCACAUAGCAGAGCUUGGUCAAGGCCCACUGGUCCUGUUUAUUCAUGGUUUCCCUGAGCUCUGGUACUCAUGGCGCCACCAGAUCCUCUUCCUGGCUGCUCACGGCUACCGGGCAGUGGCGCCUGACCUCCGUGGCUACGGCGACACCGCUGGUGCACCCGUCAAUGAUAGCUCCAAGUUCACUUGUCUGCAUGUAGUUGGAGACCUGGUAGCACUCCUUCACGCGAUUGCACCUGAUGAGGAGAAGGUGUUUGUGGUGGGGCAUGACUGGGGUGCCAUGGUUGCUUGGUAUUUGUGCAUGUUUAGGCCUGAUAAAGUCAAGGCCUUGGUCAACAUGAGCGUUGCUUUUAGUCCCAGAAAUCCAUUGGCGAAGCCGGUUGAGCUGUUGAGGGCUUAUGGUGGGGAUGAUUACUACAUUUGCAGAUUCCAGGAACCAGGUGACAUAGAGGCCGAACUUGCUCAGAUGGGUUGCAAGAAUUUUUUGAAGAAGAUGCUUGCCUACCGCACUCCUGGUCCACUGUUUUGGCCAAAGGGUAAAGGCUUUGGUGAUUCACCUGAUGCUCCUGUUGUCUUGCCAUCAUGGUUGACAGAGGAAGAUGUGGAUUAUUAUGCAAGUAAGUUUGAUAAGACAGGCUUCACUGGAGGUUUAAACUACUAUCGCGCUUUGAAUCUACACUGGGAACUCACUGCGCCCUGGACUGGGGCCAAAAUAAAAGUCCCAACCAAGUUUGUCGUUGGGGAACUGGAUCUGAGCUAUUAUAUGCGAGGCGUUCAAGAUUAUAUACACAAGGGUGGGUUUAAGAACGAUGUGCCUUUGUUGGAAAAUGUUGUUGUAGUGAAAGAUGCAGCUCACUUUAUCAACCAAGAAAGGCCUGAUGAGAUUAACAAACACAUCUACGACUUCUUUCAGAGGUACUGAUUUUGUGUCUUGCGUCUCUUGGACUCUACCUUCCAUAAUGUUCCCUACUUCAGUUUGUAACCCUGAACCAGGGGAUGGCAUUCAGCCUUUCGGGAACUUGUUUAUGUGGUGAAGGAUUGUAGCACCAUGCAAGGACUUGUACAGUCCUAUGCUCAUAUGUAGAAAUGAUGCGAAAGUGUGAUAACCUUGUAGUAACUGCUAAUGAUAAAUAAGCAACACGCCUUUUUAUUGGAUAAAUUUCAA